Oryza brachyantha (malo sina) is the source of this 466-nucleotide messenger RNA. Its product is annotated as protein RADIALIS-like 3. The transcript is spliced from 2 exons. The record is from RefSeq and is a predicted model, not a curated record. Lineage: Eukaryota; Viridiplantae; Streptophyta; Magnoliopsida; Poales; Poaceae. Bases 92 to 412 code for a protein of 106 amino acids. Gene Ontology annotation, molecular function: DNA-binding transcription factor activity.
UUGAACAAAUUCGAGUGACCAAAAGCUUCUCUUAAUUACAGUUCAAUUUACAAGCAGCAGCAGAAUUAAGCUAGGUAGUAGCAGCACUAGUAUGGCGUCGGCGGCGGCCGGGUCGUCGAAGCAGCAGCAGCAGGUGACGACGAUGCUGCCGUCGUCUCGCGGCGGCGGGUGGACGCAGCGGCAGAACAAGCAGUUCGAGUGCGCGCUGGCGGUGUACGACAGGGAGACGCCGGACCGGUGGCACAACGUGGCCCGCUACAUGGGCGGCGCCAAGUCCGCCGACGAGGUGCGCCGCCACUUCGAGCAGCUCGUCGAGGACGUCGCCCGCAUCGAGUCCGGCCGCGUCCCCUUCCCUCGCUACGCCGCCGCCGGCCUCGACGACGGAAGAUCUAGGUACCUGAAGUUUCAGUGACGACAAUUCUAGAGGAUGACAAUAUAUGCACGAUCGAUCAACCGUGACUCUGAG